Molecule: messenger RNA, 2081 nt
Organism: Emys orbicularis (European pond turtle)
Lineage: Eukaryota; Metazoa; Chordata; Testudines; Emydidae
Product: histone H1-like
Exons: 2
Coding region: 44-697 (217 amino acids)
Biological process (GO): chromosome condensation; nucleosome assembly; negative regulation of DNA recombination
Cellular component (GO): nucleosome; nucleus
Molecular function (GO): double-stranded DNA binding; nucleosomal DNA binding; structural constituent of chromatin
Source: RefSeq, a predicted model, not a curated record
UAGUUUUUUUUCCUUUUCUGAUUUUUGGAAAACGCUUAUCACUAUGUCGGAAACGGCGCCUGUUGCAGCUCCUGCUGUCUCCGCUCCUGGGGCAAAAACCUCCGCUAAAAAAACGAAGAAGACGCCAGCUACUUCUAAAGCCCGCAAGCCUCCAGGUCCCAGCGUGACCGAGCUGAUCACCAAAGCGGUGUCCGCUUCCAAGGAGCGCAAAGGGGUCUCGCUGGCAGCUGUUAAGAAGGCUCUGGCCGCCGGAGGGUACGAUGUGGAGAAAAGCAACAGCCGCAUCAAGCUGGGGCUCAAGAGCCUGGUGAGCAAGGGCACCUUGGUGCAGACCAAAGGCACCGGCGCCUCGGGCUCUUUUAAACUCAAUAAGAAGCCUGGCGAGGCCAAGGAAAAGGCGCCGAAGAAAAAGCCAGCGGCAAAGCCUAAGAAACCAGCUGCCAAGAAGCCCGCCAGCGCCGCCAAGAAACCCAAAAAGGCUGCGGCCGUGAAAAAGAGCCCGAAAAAAGCCAAGAAACCAGCAGCUGCCGCAGCUAAAAAAACGGCCAAGAGCCCGAAAAAGGUGAAAGCCGCCAAGCCUAAGAAGGCAGCCAAGAGCCCGGCUAAGGCCAAAGCGGUGAAGCCCAAGGCGGCCAAGCCCAAGCCGACGAAGCCUAAAGCAACGAAGGCUAAGAAGGCAGCGCCCAAGAAGAAGUAAAGGGGCUAGAAAAAAAUGUGUCAUGCAGAGAAAUCCAACGGCUCUUUUAAGAGCCACCCACCCUUUCCCAGAGGAGCUGAAACACCAGCUGGCAGUGGUGGGAUCAGGAUUAAUCCCGUUGGUGAGUUUGAAAAGCCCGCGCUUUGCAAGGAUUGGCCUCUGGCAACUCGUCCCCGCUUCUCUUAUUGGAGGUAGGGAGAGUCACUGUUAAAUCCAUAGUUUCCCAUGUAAGAUGGUGAGUUGUGUGUGGAGUACUGUCAAUUUACCAAGUACAAAAUACCUCACACGGGGAUUUUUGUUUAUCUUCAAAUCAGAUUCGUCGGGCACUUGGAAACUUUUAUUCUCUGAAAGCAGAGCACUACUAACGGGGCAGGAGGGGGAGGAAGCAUUUUUCAUUGUUCUCCCUUUUUCCUUGAUUAAUACCUGUUCUGUUCAUACUGUCCUCCAUCGCCACCUCUGCUUUCUAUCCUUGUUUCUCUCCCGGGCUGUGCUUUCAGUCUUUUACCCAAUUCUCUAGAAAUCACAUCCUUACUGAUGCUUCUCAGAAUGACCUUCACUCGAAUACAUUAGGAAUUCCCUAAGAGUUGGGAAGGACAUUUAGAUCUAGUGUAAACCUCUGCCAGUUGUUCCAACUGAUAACAACCAGUUGAGAUUGCUAUCCCGUAUGUGGACCUGCCAUUGGAGAAGAAGGAAACACAUUUGUUCCAGAGGGUUUUACAGAUAUUUUCUUACAACACAAGAAUGUUGAGAUUCAGGAAUCCUAGGUUUUAUUCCAGACUCUAGAGGGGAGUGUUUUCUAUAGUUACAGACCCUUCUGCCCCUUUCCAUCUUUAGUGUGACCCCUUCUAUACAGACCCUUCUAACUUGUCUAUGUCCUAGUCCUCCCCCUUCACCAUCUCCUGUCUCCUGCUCCCUCACCAAGCUCUUCACCCCUCUGUAUUCCGGUUGAAUAUAUGCUCCUUCAUCCUGCCUACAUGCCAAAAGUGGGGGCAUGCAAACUAUAGAAAAGACAGUCUCCCUGCUUUAAUUUCCAGUGCCUGAAACCACAGUGAUCCUUGAUAGAUGCCAGGAGUUUUUGCAGGGGAAGUUCUGCUCAACUGUCUGAGGAGGGACAAUAGUAAGGGAAGCCAAUCUUCAGACAAUUUAGGUGCUAAACGAAAAAUGCUCUGCUGAACAUGUAUGGACUGAGAGUUUUCAGAGGCUAAUAACUUGGCCACACUGUGAUAGAUUUUCAUGGGGAUAACAAAAAGGAUAUCCCUGACACUUUUGUGGCCAGUCUGUUAAUGUCAAGUAUGUGCCUCAAAGCAUAGAGGAGAUUGAGCAUCUCAAGACAACAAUUGUGAGAACAUUUUAAUGUGGGCAAUAAAAUGUAUUUCCCCCCAAC